AAUGCCUCGCACAUUUGAAGAAGAAUGUGAUUUUAUCGAUCGCUUGACAGACACAAAGUUUCGAAUUAAGAAAGGUUUUGUGCCGAAUAUGAAUGUGGAGGGACGAUUUUAUGUGAAUAAUAGUCUCGAACAAUUAAUGUUUGACGAGUUAAAGUUCUCAUGUGAUGGACAAGGAAUCGGUGGAUUUUUGCCAGCGGUCAGACAAAUUGCCAACGUGGCAUCCCUACCAGGAAUUGUUGGACAUUCGAUUGGUCUUCCAGAUAUUCACUCUGGUUAUGGUUUUUCCAUUGGAAACAUCGCUGCGUUCGACGUUGGAAAUCCAGAAUCUGUAAUCUCACCCGGAGGCGUCGGUUUUGAUAUCAACUGUGGAGUACGAUUACUUCGAACGAAUCUUUUUGAAGAAAAUGUAAAGCCAUUAAAAGAACAACUAACACAAUCACUUUUUGAUCAUAUUCCAGUUGGAGUUGGUUCACGUGGUGCAAUUCCAAUGCUUGCAUCAGAUCUUGUUGAAUGUUUAGAAAUGGGAAUGGAUUGGACAUUACGUGAAGGUUAUUCAUGGGCAGAAGAUAAAGAACAUUGUGAAGAAUAUGGACGAAUGUUACAAGCAGAUGCAUCGAAAGUUUCAUUGAGAGCUAAAAAACGUGGACUUCCACAAUUGGGAACUCUUGGAGCAGGAAAUCAUUACGCAGAAGUUCAAGUUGUCGAUGAGAUUUAUGAUAAACAUGCUGCAAGUACAAUGGGAAUUGAUGAAGAAGGGCAAGUUGUUGUAAUGCUUCAUUGUGGAAGUCGAGGACUUGGACAUCAAGUUGCAACUGACUCAUUAGUUGAAAUGGAAAAAGCAAUGGCUAGAGAUGGAAUUGUUGUAAAUGAUAAGCAGCUUGCGUGUGCAAGAAUUAAUUCGGUUGAAGGCAAAAACUACUUUUCCGGAAUGGCGGCUGCUGCAAACUUCGCCUGGGUUAACAGAUCGUGUAUCACAUUCUGUGUUCGUAAUGCAUUCCAAAAGACAUUUGGAAUGUCAGCAGAUGAUAUGGAUAUGCAAGUAAUCUAUGACGUGUCACAUAAUGUAGCAAAAAUGGAAGAGCAUAUGGUUGAUGGUAGACCACGUCAGCUGUGUGUUCAUCGAAAAGGAGCUACACGCGCUUUUCCGGCUCAUCAUCCAUUAAUACCAGUUGAUUAUCAGUUAAUUGGACAACCUGUACUAAUUGGUGGAAGUAUGGGAACUUGUAGUUAUGUUCUAACAGGAACUGAACAAGGAUUAGUGGAAACUUUUGGAACAACAUGUCAUGGAGCUGGACGAGCACUUUCACGUGCCAAAUCACGCCGAACUAUCACUUGGGAUUCGGUAAUUGAUGAUUUGAAAAAGAAGGAGAUCUCAAUUCGCAUUGCAUCGCCUAAAUUGAUUAUGGAAGAAGCACCCGAAUCGUAUAAGAAUGUGACGGACGUUGUAGACACGUGUGAUGCAGCUGGCAUCAGUAAAAAGGCGGUCAAACUGAGACCAAUUGCGGUCAUCAAGGGAUAAAAUCCAUUUAUGUUCUUGUUUUUGUCAUUUUUUCUCCUCAUUUUGUAUAGGCCUUGUUUUUUGUUAAGAAUUAUUUAUUUGUUUCCUUUCUCCUGAUAAAAGUUUUAAUAAAUCAUUUAAA
Molecule: messenger RNA, 1640 nt
Organism: Caenorhabditis elegans
Lineage: Eukaryota; Metazoa; Nematoda; Chromadorea; Rhabditida; Rhabditidae
Gene: rtcb-1
Product: RNA-splicing ligase RtcB homolog
Exons: 4
Coding region: 2-1519 (505 amino acids)
Biological process (GO): tRNA splicing, via endonucleolytic cleavage and ligation; RNA processing
Cellular component (GO): nucleus; tRNA-splicing ligase complex; cytoplasm
Molecular function (GO): ligase activity, forming phosphoric ester bonds; RNA ligase (GTP) activity
Source: RefSeq, marked reviewed